Molecule: messenger RNA, 1772 nt
Organism: Fopius arisanus
Lineage: Eukaryota; Metazoa; Arthropoda; Insecta; Hymenoptera; Braconidae
Exons: 8
Coding region: 456-1676 (406 amino acids)
Source: RefSeq, a predicted model, not a curated record
GUGAAAUAUAAGUGCAUAGCGUUGAUAAUUCAGGAGAAAGAGUACAUCAUUUCCCUGCUUCACACGGAUCCUGACUAAAUUAUGGCGACUAUUAACAGCACUUGCAUAUAUGCAUCGGUGCGGAAUGGCGGCGUAUCGCAAAGGCGAUGAGGGGAGGGGGCAGUACAUGUCCUCAGUGGUGUUGAGCGCUUCAAGGUGGACGUUCGUUUUUUCUGCGUUCUUCCUCUAAAUUGCCGGCUUAAACAUUUUUUUUUCGAUCGAUUGUGGAUAAAUAAAAGUGGAAAUUGGAAAAAGAAACGAGACUGAUUUGUUGUGUUGUGUAAAGACGCUUGUGGAGUUAUUUGGGAACGCCAUUAAAUUUUUUAGUCCGCCAUUUUCAGAGUUUUUAGCGUUUCCACAGAAACGUGCAUGUGUACAAUACAUCCACUGCCACGUUAUUCGUAGAGUUUUACAUAAUGAGUGAUCAGGAAAGCCAUAAAUAUCGGUAUCGACUCGUCGAAUUCCUGGGAGAAUUCACUGACGGGAAAAAGAUCAUUGAAAUUGUUGCUGAUGGAUGGGUGAGAAAACGCGAAACCAUGAAAGAUUUAUGUGACUAUCGUCCUAAAAAAGAUUGGCCAAAACUUGAACAAUGGCUGCAAGAAGAGCGCCCCUUCCAAAAUUCAUGGAACAUUUAUGAGAUCGAAAUCCUUGGCAGAGCAGCCACGUUCGAAAAAGCUAAAAAGAAGCUUGAAAGGCUCUAUAAAACUCGUUCAGACGUCGAAACUCAUUCUGAGGUGGACAGUGCCUAUGGACUUGAUAUCACACGAAAACGAGCUGCAAGCAUGCUAAAGACUUCUUAUUCUCUCGAGGAUAUUGAGGAAGAGUCCAUUGUAUCCCCGAAGCGAUCCCGAAAAGAUGCUGAUUCCCUGAGUGACAGAACUCAGGCCCCUAGUGUCUUACAAAGUGAUAUCAGGUCAAUGCAUCCAGUAGAAGCCACGAACAAUGCCACUAAUCAGAUGCAUCCGAAAACCCAUUGCGAAGAUCGUCUGCAACAAUUGAGAAAACAAAACCAAAAUGAUCCUGUAAAAAUGUUUUUUGCUGACUAUCUGGAUGCAUCUUUAGCCCUUCUGUCAUAUAAUUAUAAAGGAGAAUUACGCAAUUUGAGAAGAUGCCAUCAAUUGGACAUGAGUAAUCACACAAGUGAAUUGAAGCAAUCCAUGAAAGCUCCUAUGAUGCCUAUUGGAGAGAAAUUUGUUUUGGUUCGAGACAAAUUGGGGAUGAAAAUUCCACUCGAUACUCUAGAAGAUUUUGAGAAAUGGGAGAAAUUGUUAGAUUUAGACAAUGCUGAGAAUGUCGAGGACGUCACUCAACGUCGAGCUGCUUUAAUGGAGGUCAUGACUGAUGAGACGUCGAGUUCGAAUGACUUUGUGAAGGAUACCAAAACAAUUCUUCCCCUCUUCAUUAAUAAGCCGGUACAACUUCUUUACAGUGGCAUUGGUCGUGCAGCACGUGGAGUUGCAAAGAAGAACUUCAGCAAAAAAAUGAGUUACGCAUGCAUGAGAGACUUUCUCAAAGCCAAAUAUAAGAAGUCAGAGAAGGAAAUGAUGCUAAUAACAACUACCAGUAACUGGUUAGCGGCUGCACUUGAUCGAGAUGGAGGAGCCGCUGAGGGGAAAAGAGCUCGAAACUCUGCAUAACAUCGCUUCAGUAGAACAUCUAUAGUAUUCUAACGUUAUCAUUGAUCAUAUUAUUCUAACAUUUAUAACUGAUUCCAAAAAAUUUUGUAUUUUUCA